This is a messenger RNA of Chelmon rostratus (copperband butterflyfish), 4259 nucleotides long. It is a transcript of the gene sat2a.1, whose product is annotated as spermidine/spermine N1-acetyltransferase family member 2a, tandem duplicate 1. The record is from RefSeq and is a predicted model, not a curated record. The coding region runs from base 75 to 584 and encodes 169 amino acids. Gene Ontology annotation, molecular function: N-acetyltransferase activity. The transcript is spliced from 6 exons. Lineage: Eukaryota; Metazoa; Chordata; Actinopteri; Chaetodontiformes; Chaetodontidae.
UGACGCUGCAUCCGCCCGCAUCCCGCCAGAGAACCGCCGCACUGUGAGCGCCGCGCCGUCAGCCCCGCACCAGAAUGGAGUACUCUAUCCGGGCAGCCAACGUGGAGGACUGCAAGGACAUCGCGCGGAUGAUCGUGGAACUGGCUGAACAUGAGAAACUUGCGGACCAUGUGAAAAUCACACAGAGAGACUUGGAGCAGGACGGCUUCUCCAAGAACCCGUUCUUCCACGGGAUCAUCGCUGAGGUGCCAGAACAGCACAAAACCAAAGAAGGCCAUACGAAGAUAGGCUAUGCACUUUACUUCUACUCCUACAGCUCAUCGGUGGGCAGAUCCAUUUAUAUGGAGGACUUAUAUGUGAUGCCUGAGUUCAGAGGGAAGGGCAUUGGUAAAGCACUUAUGAGCAAGGUAGCACAGCUGGGCCUGGCUGCCGGCUGCAACCAGCUCAACUUCACCGUCCUGGACUGGAACAAAUCGUCUCUGGACUUCUACCUCAGCCAGGGUUGUUUCGACGUCACGGCCGACUUGGGCUACCACAAUAUGCGCUGCGAGGGAGAGGCCCUGCAGCAUCUGGCCCAGCCCUGACCCAACACCGGGCUCACGAUGGCAUGGCCUCUGCAAGUAUGAGGUCAACCCACACAGGGCAGGGAUAGAGCAGCACUCAGUGGCCCCGUUCCAAAACUUGACCGUGACAAACGCUUUUCUUAAAAAACAGAUUAUUAAAAUAACUGUUUGUUGAGCACCACGCCCAUUCAGGUAGCGUUAGCUCUUUAAGUCGUCCAUGCUAGCACAGCACAGUGCUAACAGUGGCAGAUUGACCCCCUGAAGUUCUUGGUUAUUUUUCAAACAAUGAGUUUUUACUUUCACGUAGAGAAAAACAGAAGCAGGCUUCUCAUUUUCUUGCUGAUUGAAAUGGCGAUUGAGACAGAAGUUCGGUGGCAUUAGCGUAUUAGCCCAUGCUAACUCACUGAGUUGGCUGAAAAACUCAGUCUACAUCUGGCUUUUUGAUGUUUCCAGCUGACUCGCUUUAAAAUGAGAAUCCUGUAAAAUAUAAUGGAUAAAUCUUUUAAAAGACUGAUGCUAAAGCUACAUGUUCCAGGCAAAAAGUCAGUAUCCUUGAUGAUCCAUGUAGAGGACAAGGAAAUAAAGAGGUAGCAUCAUUUUUCUCUUGCAGUGUAGAGAUAGUUAGCCCUGAUAUUAUAGAACAAUAUGGUAAAUGAAAAUGGAAUUAAAAUGUUAAUUGUGAAGGUGAAAUGGUUUUGAGGACUAUCAUAUAGCUAUGUUGCAUUAUGCUAUCGCUAAAAACUUGCCCAAAUGCAGUAACGAGCAGGACAGGACCACUAACAUUAGCCUAAACUCUGAUAUAGCAGUAUAACAGUCAAUGUUUCAGUCUAAUUGAACUCGUAGGAACAAAAAAAUGUCGCUAGCUAGGUUCAUUUGCUUUGAAAGUAAUGCAGACAAACAGUUAAUGCAUUCCUUAGCAUGUUGUUGUGGUGUUAUUGGUAAGGCUAAAAACCGAAGACUUCCAAACUCUUUUUAUAUGAGGCAUCGCUCUUAUGACAGCCCCACGCACAAAACUUCAACGUGUAGCUGAACUGAUCUGCCUUGCUACGGUUCCAAAAGGGGUUUAACAAACAGUCAGUUGGCUUAUUACUUAGAGUCAAGGGUGCACAUUUUAGUAUUGGAACGGGGCCCAUGCAAUACAUUUAAAUAGUACAUAAUCAAGGCACUGUAAUCUGUGGUUUUGUGUUUUUCCAUGUGAUAUGUUACGAUCCAGAGCACCUUUGAUUUUGGUUUUAAAUGAAUCAGAUAUCCCAACCUUUCUGCUUAAGUGUGAAAAUGUUAGAAUAUAUGGGCAAGGUGUGCGCUUGUGUGUGUGGUGGUGGUGGGGUGUGGGAUUUUUAGACAAGAAAAAGAGGCUGUAACAUAUAAUUUAGCAGUCGAUCAUGCAGAGAUUCAAUCGUUUUGCGCAAAAAUCCAGAAAAAAUGUAUGCAUUGCAAAGCCAAGUUUCAUUGUUUGACUGUUGGAGAAGAGUGGGUCUUUGGUAUCCUACCCCUAUCAUAAACUAUGACAACAGCAACCAAAGAGCCAGUCACCUCUUCCCUUGUCUUCCAGAUGAGGAGUACUUGUGAAGCUGUUGUGAAGCACAAUGUGGGUAUUUGCACUGUUUUCUUCCUUUUAAGCCCAAUUAAUGUAUGUACAAACUUGUUGUGACUAGAUUGUGAAGUAAAGGAAUGUGUUGGACUCAACCUAAACCUACUUCCAUGCCGCCGCACAACAAACUCUUGGGUCUAGUUUCAAAGAAAUGGAUGAAGCCUAGAAUCAGACAAUCCAAAAAAAUAAAUGUCUUGGACCGGGCUCAGUUUGUGUCUCUGAAUCUUUCCUGCUAAAACGAAAAGGUCUGCACUUCGGUUUCAUAUCCAGUCUACUUUUUGUAUCAUAUCCAGCAAUUUAAUGAGAACAGUCUGAGUUGUGGGUUAUAUUUAGUUUGUUUUCUCUCACUCUAAACAAGUAGGAACCACUGACCCUCCUUCGUAGCUUUUGCAAUUUGAAUUUCGUGUCAUUCUUUGUUUACAAAAUAAUUGAGCAAAGAAUGUGGAGUUUUUAUUUUUUUUCAUCUUUGGGACAUUUGGUUCGGGAAAUAUUCACGUCCAGUAUGUUUGCUCCAAUGUGCAAAACCUACAAACUUCAUCAAUGUGGACGAGUACACAGGUUAUACACUGAAUGACGUUGUGAGCCGGUUUCAGUUUGCUCAGGUUUAGGCACCAUAAGGACUUGGUUAGGUUUAGGAUCCAACCUCCACAGCUGAUAAGUGUAGCGAACAUGGAAGUGUCAAAAUGCAGUUCCUCAGAUGACCACUUGAGGCUGGCUCCAAAAGCAAGUCAACCCCCAUAGACCCCCAUAUUAAAAUGCCCGACUUUACAGCAGACAUAAACAUUAUUAUUAUUCAUUAAGAGCUUUCAGCAACCAGGUUUCAUUCGCCCGCCUCAGCUCCACCCACGCUUCACCUCUUUGCCCAUAUUUGGAUUAGCCAGGAGUUUGGCUACAUGUUAGGCCAAGAUGCCGACGGCCAGAGCCACUGUCACUGAGUUUCACAAUGGCUCCCCAGAAACGUCACACAGACGAUGUUUUAUACAUUCUAUGAACACGUCACCUGACUUCAUCCUUUGCUCCUGUCAUAAUUUCUAACAGCAAACAUAACUAUAGGUCAUAAUAAUCUACUCGCACGGACAAGCUGUUUUUCUGGUCAGGACGGGCUGUACAGAGCACACGAGCCCAGAAAUCAAUACAGAGUCCAAGGGAACAUGAAGAGAUAUUUAUAACCUCUCUUGUCUGCAACUUCCCAUCAGAAUGCCAGACCCAGAGCUAUAAAUUAUACAUGUUACUUUGUUCCCAGCAUGGAUUUUGCAAACUGUUUCAGAAUCAAAUCAAAGUUCUACCCUGAUUCCUGUCAAAUCUUUGCAAUAAACGAGACUUUGAGGAGCAGCUUCGCAUGCAAACGACAAGAAAAGAUAAAUGUCUGAAGUGUUUAUUUAGAUUUUUGUUGCGGGAUGUGUGUAUAAUAACUACACAGUGUAACAGUCAGUUUAAGUGGACGAGACAGCCAUGUUGAUGCAUUGGGCUCAUUUCCACAGUGCGGUUUGGUUGUCAGGAACGGCCUAAGUGUGUCACCAUUCACAUGGGGAGAUGUUUCCAGUGUGUUUAGUAUUGGUGUUUGUUUGUUUUCAAAUGCUGCAGGCAGACAUUGAUGUGUUGUGUCAGCAGACGCGUAUGUUUUCAUGCGUUCAUGCGGCCGAUUUUAUCUCUGAGAUGGUUGAAAAUAAAGACGGUCAUGGAAACACUGUGAAUCAAAAAAGUAAACACCACCAAUUUUACUCUCCAUCCAGUUUUUAAAGGGCUUCGUAAGAUCAAAUACAUUCAAUCAACACACACAAAGCGGCAUGUAAUUCCUCAACUGACACAUGAAAAUCAGAAAAAAGAUGGAUCCAUAGGGUUUUUCACAUAACCAGCAAAAUGUUUGAUGCACUGAUUUCACCCGAGUGGCUGCGGAAAAAGCACCUUUCACAGUUUAGUGUCACUUGCUGUGCCAGAAAAGUUAAAAAAUAUCAAAAGCCAUGUCACCUUUCGCCUAAAACCUGCAUGAGAGUUAAGUGUUGGUUUCAUAAAAAUUAUUUUAUACCUCCCAUUCUUAAAAACCAAGAGUGUGAUUUACUGUUUACUUGUCUGAAUGCUCUGUUUAAAGGACACUGAGGAAUAAA